GUAGCGAGACUUGCUAGCUCGGCUAUAUGUGCACAUGGGUCGUUUGAGCCAUUCCAUGAAUGCUCCCGAGGAUGCAGAUCCGGAGAAGAUGCAAAUUAUCUUUGGUCCAAUUUCUGACAAAAUCAAUGACCGUCCACCUCAAUCUCUUCACAUUUGGACUCGAGAGGGCUCGAAGUUUUUUUUGAGAUGUUUGAGUGCUUGGAGACUCUGGAGCAUUGGACAAGCACAAGAGCUUCGGCGAGCAAACCGCUUGGCUUUGAGUCGACAUUUGCGUUCGCUGCUCCGCUCCUGGAGACGGACCGUUAGAGAGUUGCUGCAAGUCGAAGCUUCUAGGGCGCAAGAGCUGCUGCGGCACCAGGAACGGAAGAAGCUGCGUUAUGUUCGUAGCAUGCUGCACCUCAGGGCAAGUUGCUUCAAGAUGCGGACAUUCAGCUGGACUGCACGGGUUGCUCAACUGGCUCAACUUGCUCUUUUAGAGUGGCACAUGGCAAGUCGAGUCUCUCGACUUGCCCGCUCAGUGUCCCUUAGAGAGAGAAAAGAAAGCUUUAAGAAGGUCCUGAUAUGUUUCAAAACCGCUGUGCGGAAUGGGCAAAGCGCUCGUCGUGUAGCUCAACAGCAGCAUGUGAGGUUGCUAGCUGAUGUGGUUCUGUCUUGGCAGCACGCAGUAAAGCUCAAAGCUGAGCGAACGCAGCUCUUCCAAAGCAAAGCUAAACACUUGAGAAACCUCAGGUUGAGGCAGAACCUUGUGACAUGGCACAAUCAGUUUCAAUUCCUCAAUCGGGAAAGGGUGCGAGAAGCUAGCAUAAGAAGCAAUCGCAGACUCCGCAUGUUGUUGCAUGCUUUUACCUUGCUGAAAGAUGCACGGAAGCUCGCGCAGAAGACUCGAAAGGUACUCCAGAAGCUUAGAACACGUCAGGCUCAGCAGGGUCUGCAAGCAUUGAAGCUGAACGCAGAUCGGUUGAGGAGAAUGCGAGCAGUCUCUAGCAAGCAGAAGUGCUUUGUUUCCCGGAACAGGCUCAAGUCUUGGAAUUUGCUUUACCAUUUUCUUGAAAAAGUCACAAAGUUGGCUGCAACACAACAACUCUUCGCUCAGCAGCUCUUGGCGCUUUGGCUUCACGGUUGCGUAGUGUCGGAGAUUUUUUGCAGUUGGCAAAGUGCUGUCAAGCUUUUGAUCAGAGAAGCUCAAGCAGCGGAGUUUCAUCGGAUGUCUCUAAAACGACAUACGGACUCAGUCUUUCAGGCAUGGCUGGCCAGUGCAGAACGUUUGAAGUUGCAGCGCAGGACAAAGUUGAGGCGGUUUGAGCUUUUGUGGGUGGGUCGUUUCAUACUUGCAUGGCAGGGACACCUUGUAAAUUUGCAUUUGAUUGAACUUCAUCGAAAAGAACAGCUCCUGAAGGCGGCCAGACAGAUUCUUCUGGUUUGGCAGCACAAUUGCCAUGCACUUCGGCAGUUCCGUGUGAUGCAGCUCCGCAAAUCUUUCCAGCUCUGUGCUCCAGCUUUCUGCCUUUGGCGUGUGGUUAGACUGACUGAGUGUAUCAAGAGCACUGCCGAGAGACAAUUGCGAAUCUGGACACUGUCAUCAUGGGCGCAAUGGGCAGCCUUGCGACGGCAAGUAAGGGAUGACGUUGCAUGGCAACGUUGGGCAGAUGGCAUCGUAGAUCUUUUUACCACGCGGAGAUUGCUGCUGGGCCUGCCAACUUGUUUUGCUUCCUGGUCUCAUUUCCAUCGGUUCAGAAAGGCCAGGAUGACCCUGGCUUUCAACAAACAGCUUCAAAAGGACAGGCAGAUUGCGCAGAUCGGCCUUUCAGCUCUGCGACGCAACCUCGCUCUAUCGCGAUUCAGCAAAGUCGAUCGAUUGCUUAGAAGGGUGCAAACGAGUCAGAUGCUUCAGCUGCUUUUGCAUUUGAGGAAGGUUUCUCGGAUCUCUUCCCAAUCUGAUACAGUUGCUGCUCUCCACCGGCGUCUCUGCAAAGUUAGAGCAUUGCGGGGAUUACAUCGCGUCUAUCAACAGAGGCGCUCUUGCACACAGAUGGCAAAGAUCCUGACGUCAAAUCUGCAGCGGUGGAGCCUAACCAAGAUGAGGUAUGUGCAGAACUUGAUGGAUUCCACAUCCUUGGCAGUUGCAGAGGCCUGCCGCCUGCGAUCCUUGACCGUUACCUGGAGCUGUUGGUUGAAGGUUCGGCAGAUUUUGCAUUCGCAG
This is a messenger RNA of Cladocopium goreaui, 2200 nucleotides long. NCBI's taxonomy places the organism in Eukaryota, Dinophyceae, Suessiales, Symbiodiniaceae. The record is from the annotation of a GenBank genome assembly.